UUGCGGCAGCCCCUCUCCCUCUCGUUGCGGCAGCCAUUGCGCUUGGGAAGCCCAUCCGCCGUCACCGGAGUCCAGUCGAACUGCGGUUUCCACCGUUGGCCGUCGCCAUCCGCUUCUCCCGUUUCGAAGGUGCACGCUUCGAAGAGGUUGAAAAUGGCUGGAGUUGUCGAAGCACAGAAUAGACAAGCUAGACCUGGACCACUUCCUCAACCCAGAGGUCCUCCCCCAACAGCUCGCUCACGUGAACCCAUAGAUCGUGAGAAGACUUGCCCUCUUUUGCUUCGAGUAUUCACUAAGGUUGGUGGGCACCAUCCAGCUGAAGACUUUGCGGUGAGAGGAAAGGAACCAAAAGAUGAGGUCCAGAUUUAUACAUGGAAGGAUGCUACACUUCGAGAACUUACUGACCUGGUCAAAGAGGUUUCUCAGGAAGCAAGGAAAAGAGAUGCUAAGCUCUCAUUUGCUUUUGUGUACCCGGACAAGAACGGCCGUUUUGUGGUGAGGCCGGUGGGUAUGACCUAUUCACAUGGAAACGGGAGACGACUGGAUGAUGCAAAGACGCUAGCUGAACUUGGCUUCCAGAUUGGAGACUAUUUGAGUGUUGCCAUCCUGUAGAGGAGAGAUUGUUUGGCUGGAGUGGAUACCUGUGUGUGAUGUGAUUGGCCCGGCAACUAUCUACUGCGACUUAGGGAGUGGGAAGAAUAAGGUAGGGUGAUAGGGCUGUUAUUGAACUCUUCUUCCAGCUGUUGUAGCUGUACAAAAUGCUAGCUUGUAAGAAUGCUUCCAAAUUUGUUAAGCUUCAAAAACGUAUUCGGUGGUUGGUUUAUGUGCUCAA
Musa acuminata subsp. malaccensis (wild Malaysian banana) is the source of this 832-nucleotide messenger RNA. Its product is annotated as histone deacetylase complex subunit SAP18. Gene Ontology annotation, molecular function: transcription corepressor activity; transcription factor binding. Gene Ontology annotation, biological process: negative regulation of DNA-templated transcription. Gene Ontology annotation, cellular component: nucleus. The record is from RefSeq and is a predicted model, not a curated record. NCBI's taxonomy places the organism in Eukaryota, Viridiplantae, Streptophyta, Magnoliopsida, Zingiberales, Musaceae.